This is a messenger RNA of Penicillium odoratum, 1584 nucleotides long. RefSeq lists its product as uncharacterized. The transcript has a single exon. Bases 1 to 1584 code for a protein of 527 amino acids. Lineage: Eukaryota; Fungi; Ascomycota; Eurotiomycetes; Eurotiales; Aspergillaceae. The record is from RefSeq and is a predicted model, not a curated record.
AUGUGCAGCGUCAGUGGUCUUGGCAUGCCGCUUUCGCUGUUACCGAAUACUGUCUGGCGUGAGCGUCGGGCUUUUGCAUAUUAUUUUCAACAUGCUGCUGCGUCUGUCGGUGGGGGACUGGAUCUGGAUUUCUGGCGCACAAUUGUGCCACAGGUAUGUCGAAGUGAACCUGCGGUAUGGGAUGCUAUGAUCUGCAUCAGUGUGCUGUUUGAAAGCCCUGAUGCGUCUCCAGAUAUUGUUCAACGCCAGGCUUCGCGUACGCUUAAUCAGAAUCAACAAGAUGCGCUGGACUGGUAUGCACGCUCGGUAUCUGCCGUUCGACAGGGAAUCUCCCGGGGCACUGUUGACGCUUUUGUGGGGCUGAUCACAUGUGUCUUGUUCAUAUGCAUCGAAUCCCUCUUUGGAAGUCUGGAGGAGGUUAUGCGACUCUACGCUCAGGGUGUGCAGCUCAUUCUUACCUUGCGGGCCCGAAGGGCUUUUGAUGGAUUAGCUCUAUUACAAGAGACAAUUAUUCCGAUCUUUGCCCGGUUGGGUCUAUUCGCCCCUAAAUCUUGCUGGGAUAUCGCCAUGCCUUUGUUAAAGGAAAUCCAAGAACAGUCGUCGACUUCCACACACGAAUUCGCCUCCCUCAAGACUGCCCGAGAGGCCAUAGUUGUCCUCGGCGCUGAAAUCCCGAUCUUGGAGUUGGCGUGUGAAAAAUAUCUCCAAAGCUCAGGGGCUUGGUACAUCUCAGACGAAUUGAUGCAACGGCAAAUGAUCCUCGCCACUCGCCUUGAGAGAUGGCAUACUGCUUUUACAAACUUGAUGAAAUCUUUACGCGCCACGAAAGCCGGGCUACCAGCGUCGCAAGUCAGCGCCAGUGCCCUUCUUAUUACUUAUUAUGAAAUGUUAUCCAUCAUUCUCGCGGUAUGUGUAUCACCAAUGCGAGUCACGACAGAUGCCUUCACAUUGAACUUCCAAACAAUUGUCGAACAGUCUUCCAUCGCGUUGGAUAGCUCUGUGCAAUCAAAUGGUGUUCUCCCACCAUUCACAUUUGAAAUAAGCAUCGGCCUCCCGCUUUGGUUUACCUGUCUUCGCUGUCGCGAGCCUACUAUCAGACGGGAAGCACUCAAUCUCCUUGCCCGAUCGCAUCGCAUUCAGGGAAUGUAUAAGCGCGAGCAUGGAAUGAUUGUCGGCGAAAAGAUCAUUUUAUUAGAGGAAGCGAUCGCGAUGUCGACUGUCGACGCGUCUCCUUCUAAAGAGUGCACCCCAACAACUCACGGACCGAACCAUUACGGAGAUUUGAGUCCAGAUAGUCCCUUGAAAAUUCCGCCCAUCAAGGUCACCACGAGCCCGUCUCCUCCGCAUUCUGACAUCGGAAUGGAUAUUAGAACGCUGGCUGCGCUGAUUCCGCAAGAGGCACGCAUUCGACCCCAUGAUGUGUUUCGGCCGUGUGAUGGCUUCCCUCCUGAAAUUACGGAAGAGGAUAUCGCACUCUGGGGACAGGAUAGAGAUCAGUAUUUUCUGCAAUUCUCAUGGAAUGAUUGUGAUCCGUUGAAUGAGACGUGGAAGAUGGUCUUUGGGUGUAUCCCGAUUGAUGUUUAG